Ctenopharyngodon idella (grass carp) is the source of this 1552-nucleotide messenger RNA. RefSeq names its product class I histocompatibility antigen, F10 alpha chain-like. The transcript is spliced from 7 exons. Bases 94 to 1137 code for a protein of 347 amino acids. NCBI's taxonomy places the organism in Eukaryota, Metazoa, Chordata, Actinopteri, Cypriniformes, Xenocyprididae. Gene Ontology annotation, cellular component: external side of plasma membrane. The record is from RefSeq and is a predicted model, not a curated record. Gene Ontology annotation, biological process: immune response.
AACUCUCAAAACACUCACUAACCAACAAAGUUUAUUUGGAAGUUGAGUGUGUGCUGACUGAAAUCAUAUAGCAGCCUAUAGGCCUGUGUCAAUAUGGACAAAAGUUUUCUUCUUUUUCUGCUUUUGCUUCCAAUAGCUGCUCCAAAAGGCUCUCAUUCUUUGUGGGUGCUUGCAACGUACAUUAAAGGACAAACACCAUUUCCUGAAUUUAGCUAUGUAAUGAUGUUGGAUGAUGUCAGAGUUUUGUACUAUAACGGUGAGACGAAGACUCUCAUUCCCAGAGGAAAUACAACAACUGAAGAAGACGUGUUCAAUCCAAAUGUUCUCCUCACCAUAAGUGACAACAUACAAUCAUCUUUUAUGGAAAAAUGGGUAGUAGCAACCAAAAACUUUAACAAAACUGAUGGUGUUCUUGCCCUCCAGAGGCUGGUUGUGUGUGAACUGAGGGAUGAUGGUGAACCGGGACAAAUGAUCACACGGGAUGCUGUCAGAGGCUCCACCACUGAUGAGUUGCUAUAUGUUGACAAGAACUUCACAUACCAGGGGAAUUUAAACGUCUCAACCCAAGUGCUGAAUAUUCAUCUUGAAAUCAGCAUGAGACGUCAUGAAAGUUUUUAUCAGCCAUUCUGCAUCAAAACACUCAAGGGUUACCUUGAAAAAAGGAAGACUCAGAUCUAUAGAAAAGUGAAACCCAAAGUCAGGCUCCUCAAAAAAGAACUGUCUUCUGGGUUUCGUGUGAGUUGUUUGGCAACAGGACUUUACCCUCGUCACAUCAACCUGACCCUGUUCAGAGAUGGACAGCCUGUAUCUGAUCAGGAGAUCACUGGAGGAGAUCUGCUGCCCAAUGGUGACGGGACGUACCAGAUGAGGAAGAGUCUGGAGAUCAGUGCAGACAAACACAAAUACACCUGCUCUGCCACACACCUCAGUCUGGACAACAAACUGGACGUCACUUUGGAGUAUGAUCACGGAGAACCAUUUAAAUCAGUGAUUCCUUCAGUUCUGGUGGUUUUGGCUCUGAUGUUGGUGUUUGGAGUUGCAGUUGCUAUAACUGCAUGGAAAAGACGACGUGCAGAUUCAAUUAAAAGUGGCUAUUCUACUGCUUCUACAUCUGAAGAAAGUGUGGACACAACAUAGAAAUCGAUGUGAAUGCCAUGAUCCAGAGUGGGAUAUUCCAGAAAAACAUAUGUUACCUACACAAUUUCCAUUAUAAUUCAUUGGUUGAGGCCUAAUUUGGGUCUCCACCAACAGAGACUUUAUUUGGUGGUAGAUAUGAUGUAAUGUUUGUGUAUAUAUCAUUCUUUCAAGUUAUACAUUUUUUUAUUGUAAUAUAAAAAAAAUUAUUUUCUUAAAAACGUUCAUGCUCAUUAGUGCAGAAGGUGAAAAGAUAAAAAGGAAAAGAAGUAGUAAUAAAAAGACUCUUGGUUAAUGAUCAUGGAAAGCACACAGUAUUGUAAAUCUUUAUUUGUUUGUUUUCACCUUUUGUGAAUUGGCUUUCUACACUUUAAUACUGUACAAACCUAAGGAGUCAUAUUAAAUCAUAUUUGUGUCA